AUGUACGACCCAGAUUCAUUAUUGGAAUUAAUUUCGGCAAUACCAACACUUGAGAAUUUAUCACUUGACUCUGGUUCAUUCGGACAUUUGAAUUUUACAUCACCGGCUUUAUCAAAUUUGCGUUACUUUUGCUUUGGAAAUGAUGAUGAAGAAUUUGAAGGAAUUUCAAGUAUUAUUGAAAAAUCAAAAAACACUUUAAAAUUCAUUGAAAUUAAUGCUUGGUUUGAACCGAGUGAAGGCUUACAAGAUGUUUUUGAGCCGGUCAAAGAUACACUGGAGGGACUAUUUACGAGGCUUUUUACUAAACAAGUCACCAAAAGUGUUACAGAUUUGUCUUUUCCAAAGCUAAGAGUCAUCAAGACCGGAUGCUAUGAUGACAUCACUUCAGAGAUUGAUUGGUUACAAGCUCCAAUGUUGAAGAAUGUUAGAACGAUUGUGCAGGACGCAUACAGUACUAAAAUUUAUUGGGGAAACGCUUUGAGAGCUGCUGGGGUGAAUGCUUUGAAGAAAGUACCUAAUUUUAAACACAUAGUCUGUACCGCCAAUCUGGACAGCAAAUACCGUGAAGAUUCUGACUUUAUUCAUCCUGAUUUGUUUGAAUUGUUCAAAUCACAUGGAGUUCAAUGUCAUGUCAGUCCUAAUUUGACAGCAGAUGAAAUUAUGCUCACUUUCAACCAACAUGUACAUCCUCAUUCCAAUUCAAUUGCAAUUCAAGAGAAAUGUUCAUAUAAAGCUAUCAAGGAUACUCAGCAAAUGUUUGCCAGCACCUUGCUUAGCAUCAAGAACCCUUUGAGUCGAGCUUGCUUCUUUCAAAUGACUUGGAACUUUAUUUCUGUUCAAUUUCAAAGACAGAAAAUGACAGUUGUAAAGGCAUUGUGA
Molecule: messenger RNA, 879 nt
Organism: Melampsora larici-populina 98AG31
Lineage: Eukaryota; Fungi; Basidiomycota; Pucciniomycetes; Pucciniales; Melampsoraceae
Exons: 2
Coding region: 1-879 (292 amino acids)
Source: RefSeq, a predicted model, not a curated record